AUGCUCCUCCUGCUCCUGCUCCUGCUCCUGCUCCUGCUCCUGCUCCUCCUGAUCCCCCUGCUCCUCCUGCUCCUCCUCCUGCUCCUGCUCCUCCUCCUGCUGCUCCUGCUCCUGAAACUCGGGAUGGUCCAAGCCGAAACGGUUGAGCCGGUGCGGAAAGAUCUGCCCAAGUUCAACAUCCCUGUCCUCAAGAUCAUCAUUGAAGCGCAAGGACUGCACGGGCUGCGAUAUGGAGAUUAUCAACGAUACAGACAAUACUGCACGCGAAAGAUGCGCAGGCUGCGAAAAGCUCUCAACUUUCUGCAUUGGGAGCAGGGGAAGGGGAAAAGCAAAUUUAUCCAGAAGAAGAUCGAUAUAGAUAUGAUCAACGAUGCCAGAUAUCUUUUCAUUGUGCUCAACAAGGCAGAGCGAGCAUGGUCGUACGCGAUGCAGCUGCGCGAGGCGCCGGGGGGGCCGGGACGGGAAGUUCAUCACGUCAGCCGGUUGCUGGCCAAGGCAGUGAAGCACUCCGCCUACCUGGAGACUCUCUGCCGGGAGUUUGCGGACGAUCGUUCGUGCCUGGAGGCAGAGGCGUACGCCGCAUGGCUAGCAGGGAGCAUGCUCCUGGAGAGGGAGGAGUGGGAGCAGGCGCUCGUGAAGCUGAACCGCUCCCGGACCGUCUACGACGAGCUGAGCCACUCAGCGGAGGGGGUCGAGCAAGCGAUGUACAGGAAGAGGGUGGAGGAGAUCGAGCCUUCGGUCCGUUACUGUCGUUACAACGUGUCAAGAGAGGGGGGGUCGAGCAACCUGGAGGAGCAGAGUCAAGUGCUGAUGGAGAUCGGGAAGUCGGGAGGCGAUAUGCUCAAGGGUAAGCUGGAGAAGAGCCUGGCGGAGGCGAGGAAGAAGCAAGCGGCGGCAGCUCAUAUCCUGCACUGGAUGGGGAAGGAGAUUUCUGUGGACAACCCAGCUAUCCACCAGCACAUCCUCUCAGCAGAAGGGUCGCAGUUCGAGCUGGAGCAGGCGGAGAGUACAGAAGGAAAGCUGGCGAUCUACGACAAGAUCUUCAUGGCUCUCGAGGACGCGAAGCAGCUCAUCAGGGAUGAUAUCUCCAACAACCUCAAGAGGGGGAAGGACUGCGACGACGCCCUCACCGCCUCCCUCCAGCAGGUCAGGAACAUGGUCCAGAGCAUCGUCCUCCUCCGGACGAGGGAGCGAGAUCUCCUGCUGGUCUCCCAGCUGCAGGAGAAGCUCCAGACCGAGUUCUUCGCAAACAUCGCCGGGGGGAAGGAGGUGCCCAAGAAAGCGACCCGCCCCGAGGACCUCGUGAAGCUCUUCGAAGUCUUGAUGCAGGGUACUAGCGAGUACGGCGCCAUCCCUGGCAUUGCUGAGGACGCGGGGCAGUCAAAGUGCGUUGCUGCCCGCACACUGCUCUACAAGGCGGGAAGGAUCUUGUACCUGGGCUUGUCCUACUCCUCGCAGAAGCAGUUUGUCGAGGCCUUCGCUCUCUUCGAGCGUGCGACGCAGCUUGUCAAGGUGGCGCGGACUCGCUUCGAGGAGAGCGGCUGCGCGGACCCGGUCGACAAGGACUGGCUGGACCGCGUGCAGCUGCUGGGGACUCAGCACAAGCUGGAGGCGCACGCGAGCUGGGUAGCGAGCAAGGGGAGUGUGAACCCGACUAGGGAGAUUUCAGGGGAGAACAUGAAGAAGAUUUCCGCCAUGCCACUCACUGCUCGUCUCAACGACUACGAGGCUGCCGUGUAUGGUGACAGCGGGAAAGCGCCCAAGAUUGUAGAAUUUCCUCCUCCUAUCGAGGCAGUUGCGUGCAAACCUGUGCUGUUUGACCUCGCGCUCAACAAGAUCGAGUUCCCGGAUCUCACGGAGAGGUGCAAGAAGAAAGCAGGAGGCAUCAUGAGCUGGUUCAGUCGCAAGUGAGAGGUCGCUGGUUGUCUUGUAACUGUUGGUCUUGUAUCUUCAAUGAAACUUCAAACUUUGC
This is a messenger RNA of Guillardia theta CCMP2712, 1972 nucleotides long. RefSeq lists its product as hypothetical. Lineage: Eukaryota; Cryptophyceae; Pyrenomonadales; Geminigeraceae. The record is from RefSeq and is a predicted model, not a curated record. The transcript has 14 exons. Bases 1 to 1911 code for a protein of 636 amino acids. Gene Ontology annotation, cellular component: signal recognition particle, endoplasmic reticulum targeting. Gene Ontology annotation, molecular function: signal recognition particle binding; endoplasmic reticulum signal sequence receptor activity; 7S RNA binding. Gene Ontology annotation, biological process: SRP-dependent cotranslational protein targeting to membrane.